AAAAUAAUCAUAUUUAACAUUUAAAAGGGAGGUCCCACCUCAUGCUCCCAAACGGUAGCAUUGUGAUCGUUCCCAAACAUCUAUCCAAUUGAUUUGUCCUUUCGAUCCCAUUCUGCUGCAGCUUCUUGCUCCAAUUCAUGCGCUUUAGAUCUGAUUAGAGUGGAAACAAAGGGAGAGUAGAAGGAAAAAGGAAGGAAAAUGGGGAGGAUUGAGUACUUGAAAAUGAGUACUGAUCAAGUAAAGGCCGAUUUGAUUCAAUCUGAUAACGAUGAGCGCAACGUUGCUGCCAAGCGACUCAUCAAUGAUGCCGCUAGGCUCGGUGGCCUCGGCUUUGGUACUUCUUUUCUUAAAUGGGUCGCCUCUUUUGCUGCCAUAUAUUUGCUGAUAUUGGACCGAACAAACUGGAGAACAAACAUUCUAACUGCACUCUUAGUCCCUUAUAUUUUCUUUAGUCUUCCAUCAGUAAUAUUCAACUUCUUUAGAGGUGAGGUUGGAAAAUGGAUUGCUUUCAUUGCAGUGGUGCUUAGGCUUUUCUUUCCUCGACACUUCCCAGAUUGGCUGGAGAUGCCAGGAUCAUUGAUUCUUCUUCUGGUAGUGGCUCCCAGCUUCUUUGCACACACCUUGAAGGACAGCUGGGUUGGUGUGUUGAUAUGCCUCAUCAUUGGUUGUUACCUUCUGCAAGAGCACAUCAGGGCAUCUGGUGGAUUCAGGAAUUCUUUCACACAACCCAAUGGAAUAUCAAACACAAUUGGUAUUAUUUUGCUGUUAGUUUAUCCAGUGUGGGCUCUGGUUCUCCACUUCAUCUAGGCAUUUAUAAUGGACAGAUGAAUGGGACUUGUGAACUGGAUUCGUCAUUUUUUUUUUUUUUUGUCAUUGCUAUAAAUUUGUAACUUAAGGUUUGAAAUCGUAUUUCUGGUCUAUUAUUUAAAUUCUAAUGCUAGCUGCAUAUCGUAGCGAGGAUCUUUUGAUCUA
Molecule: messenger RNA, 972 nt
Organism: Manihot esculenta (cassava)
Lineage: Eukaryota; Viridiplantae; Streptophyta; Magnoliopsida; Malpighiales; Euphorbiaceae
Product: cold-regulated 413 plasma membrane protein 2
Exons: 4
Coding region: 199-807 (202 amino acids)
Cellular component (GO): membrane
Source: RefSeq, a predicted model, not a curated record